UCGAUCGAACAUAACCGCGACGAACUCGUCUUCCUCCUCAGGACUCGAUCCUCCUUGUAUCUCCUUCUGUUCUGGAACCCUAGCCUCUGAUUCUUGCUAUUCCCUACUCAAUCUCUCCAAUUCAUCUCCAGAAUUGUACCCAGAUUACCCAAGUAUUCUUAUUAUUGUGAUUUGGAGGUCUAGGGCCAUAACAAUUGGUAAUCAGAGCCUUGUUCUUCGGAAUCCCCCAAAUUUUCCCCCAAAUCGCGAGUUCCAUCCGAAUCCACCCAAUUUUUUUCCUCCAAAUCGAAUCGAGCCAUGGUGGAGAUGGAUGAUCUCUAUGCUUCGAUGUCGAGGAUGGAGGAGAAGUUGCGGCUGAUGAACGAGAUCAUGGAUCGCAUGAAUGGAGUCGCGCCGCCCCCGUCCUCAAGCACGGCAUCGGCGUCCUGGACUCCGACUUCGGCGCAAGUUGCCGCAUCGGCGUCCUCCACCCCGACCUCGACUCAGGUCGCGGCAUCGGCGUCCUCCACCCCCACCUCGACGAAGGUCGCGGCAUCAGCGCCCUCCACUCCGACCUCGGCGCAGGUCGCGGCAUCAGCGCCUUCCACUCCAACCUCGGCGCAGGUCGCCGCCAGCCUUGCGUCGGCCCCUUUACCUACACCCGCGGGCGCCAACAACGGCCGGCGUUGUCGGCACCAACGCGCGCUCACCAAUGGCUCCUUCGCCCCCGACAUCCACCACCUCGGGUGUGGCCACCACCUCGGGUGUGGCUCGACACCUGCAUCUGCAACGGCGCCAAGAAGGACCACGUCUUCCGUGCCAUCAACACCGUGCCCGCCGUCCGCAGCAAGGCCGACUGAGUCAUGCACUGGAUCGACGGCGGCGAGCGUUUUGCCGGCCGCCUCGUCGCCUUCACCUGCGUCGAGGGCAUCUGCUUCUCGGGCUCCCUCUGCGCCAUCUCCUAGCUCAAGAGGAGCGACCUCAUGCCCGGCCUCAGCUUCUCCAACGAGCUCAUCUUCCACGACAAGGGCGUGCACUGCGAUUUCACCUGCCUCCUGUACGACCUCCUCCGCAGCAAGCAGGACGAGGCCCGCGUCCGCGAGAUCGUCGCCGAUGUCGUCGACAUCGAGCGCGAGUUCGUCUGCGACGCGCUCCCCGUCGCGGUCGUCGGCAUGAACGGCGCCCUCAUGAGCCGGUACACCAAGUUCAUCACCGUCCGCGUGCUCAUAGCACUUUGGGUGCAGAAGCUAAGGUCCCCAAUGUUUCGCCCACAACAUGUUCGAUGCAAUGCCUCUACCGAGACAUCACUACGUUUUUGUGCUCAGCUGCUUUCCCACUCGACGUGAAAAUAAGAAGGUGCAAGAUGAAAUUGCUAAAUGGUGGAAUCAGAGAGCUUAUAAAACUUAGCAACAAAGCUAGUGUGUGUUUCUUGCAUCAGAGUUCUAUUUGGUUUGAAGAUGAGACCUCCAAGUUGUGUUACAAAUGGUUAAUGGCAGAACCAGCUCAGUGCAUCUCUUGGAAGUUACAGUGUGAUCACUACAUGAUAUCAAAGCACAGAGCUUAUGCUUCAUGGGAAACUUCGUUGGCCACCACCUGUUUCGGUAUGGAGUUCAGAUCAGCAUCAGUUCAACAAGUCUGCAUACCUUUGGAGAGAGAGCCUCAUGUGCUACUCAGAUUUGAUCGUCAAGUUUAAUUUGUCUAGAUGUCUGCAAAGUAUUUGCUUAGACCAGAGAAAUGAGGUUGAUAAGUUUUAGCUUGAUGUCAAGAUUUUUGUAACGAGUCAUUCAUAUCAUUUGACAACAGUAGCUCCUAAUUCCAUUUGGGGGAGUGAAGUCAAGAUCUAUACCAUAAUAUGUAUGCUGGACAGAUUCAAGUGCAAAUGUGCAAUGGUGCUAUGGCCAAUUCUUUCAGAGUGUUUGUUCUAUCACCCUUUGCUCAGUCAAGGAACAGUGCACUGAUUGUUUGGCCAGGUGAUUUAGAGCUGCUAGUUGAACUGAAGCAAUGUGCAAAUAAAAAGAACAAGAAGGCGCUGGACCUUGACCUCUACUGCUUUGUAUUUGCAUAUGGACUCCUACUGAUGUGGCCCAGAUUCAUUUUGCACAUGGCAUGGUUGACCUGUUAUUCAGAUGAUGUGGUUGUGCAUUCAAAUGAUCAGAUUGCUGGACCAUUAUUGAACAAAAGAGAGGUGUGGCUGAAGCACAAUAAUUCUAGUAGUCCCAUGCUUCAAUUGGCAAGCUUUGAAUUUUUACAAAGGAGUGACAAUGUCAUCAGUGUGCUCCUAAUAAAGCAUCAUGUGUCUACAUGGUUACUGUCUCAACCAAGUUGGCCCAUUCAGUUUGGUACUUCAGUUGGGUGCAUAUUCAGUCAAGCAACUGACACGAAACUGGGGAAGCUUGUGAUGGACUAUUUGCUUGUUCAGUGGGUUACUGAAGCUGCAUUUAAUCAGGAGCUUGCAUGCUCUAAACCAAAUGAUGAUCUAUUCAGGAGCAAGAACUUGGGUUUCACGGAAACACAGCAAAUUGACAAGAUUCAGUCAUGGAAAGAAGAGCUUUUUCUUACACGGAUUACUGGAAAUUAUAGUAUGAGUGCCCAUGCAAUUUGGAAGAGCUCAGGAGACGCUUGUGUUCAACUAUUUCAUUUUAUGGUUCGACAGCUCUGUUUAUUGGCGAUGGUGCAAUCAUUCAAUGAUACAAAUGUGUCAAGCCAGAUCAGCAGAAGGCGAAGCACUACUACCAAUUUCAGUGGGAUCCCUCCGGUGGUUGCGGCUUGAGGGCAAGCCGCAUUUCAAGCGGGGGGGAAUGUCACGGACAAGCCUCCUCAUGAGUGGCUGCCAGGUGGGCCAGGCUACAGGAACGGGAGAAGCUACAAAAGGCAAAGGACUAGGACCCGCGAAGACCAUCGAACUGAACCGCGACGAACUCGUCUUCCUCCUCAGGACUCGAUCCUCCUUGUAUCUCCUGCUAGUCUUGAACCCUAGCCUCUGAUUCUUGCUAUUCCCUACCCAAUCUCUCCAAUUCUUCUCCAGAAUUGUACCCAGAUUACCCAAGUAUUCUUGUUAUUGUGAUUUGGAGGACUAGGACCAUAA
Panicum virgatum (switchgrass) is the source of this 3064-nucleotide messenger RNA. RefSeq names its product ribonucleoside-diphosphate reductase small chain-like. The record is from RefSeq and is a predicted model, not a curated record. The transcript has a single exon. Gene Ontology annotation, biological process: deoxyribonucleotide biosynthetic process. The coding region runs from base 963 to 1325 and encodes 120 amino acids. Gene Ontology annotation, molecular function: oxidoreductase activity. NCBI's taxonomy places the organism in Eukaryota, Viridiplantae, Streptophyta, Magnoliopsida, Poales, Poaceae.